This is a messenger RNA of Ceratina calcarata, 3672 nucleotides long. Its product is annotated as glutamyl aminopeptidase. The record is from RefSeq and is a predicted model, not a curated record. The coding region runs from base 590 to 3502 and encodes 970 amino acids. Gene Ontology annotation, molecular function: peptide binding; zinc ion binding; metalloaminopeptidase activity. Gene Ontology annotation, cellular component: cytoplasm; membrane. Lineage: Eukaryota; Metazoa; Arthropoda; Insecta; Hymenoptera; Apidae. The transcript is spliced from 16 exons. Gene Ontology annotation, biological process: peptide catabolic process; proteolysis.
UUAAGAAUAUUUCCACGAUUAUGUGUCAGUAACUUUUAUUUCCCUCGCCGCGAUUUGCAUGAAAUUUACUCUUCGCGAGUCCGUUAGGUUGACAAACAACAGAGCUGGGCAGAUGAAUGAAAAAAACGUGAACGGUUCCACCGUCGAAGGUGGAAAAAGUGAUUCCGAACAAAUGUUUAAUGGCAAACAAGUCGUAAAGAAGACACAGAAAAUUCAGUUUGGUAUUCCGAAUCUGGAAAGUAAAUUCUGAACAGCUCGUUGGACAAACGGACCUAAAUAUUUGUAUCUAAUCAGAAUAACGACUCUUACAGGACAAAUAUUUAAGAACGAGCGUUCUUCGUAAAACGUAUUCUGAGCGGUCAUUUCAUAAAUAGUAAGGCGAACAAGGUCGCAGGUUUCUGCUCAACUCGAUCUGCAAUUCAGCCUAAUUAAACGGGUGUCGACGUCGAUUUUAAUUAGGGGCAAGACCUGACCGCGGUUGAGCCGCUCGUCACAGUCUGCGUUCUAUAGUGAAAGGAGGAGGGCGAAAUUUAUUCGAUUAAACGAGGAAGAGCUCGAAGCUGUUUAUCAGGUGACGCAGGCGCUUUAAAUGAAGUCGAAGACGGCAAAACGAAAUUCCGGUGGCGCUGGAAAUCGGCCGACUACGCUGACUGGAACGAGAACGCAGGUGCAGCCGCAUCGUAAUAUCAGUACCGGAAUUCUCUGCUUCACCUGCAGCCUCUGUUGCAUUCUGAGCCUGAUCUGCACGUGUCUAACUACGUUGCUAGUGCUUAUCGAUCAUAGAGUCGAGGCCGCCAGCUUUCAGAACUCUCAAGUAAGCAUGACUCCUGGACUGGUUCCCGAUUUGUCGUUUCGACUGCCGAAGGAGGUUAAACCGCUUCAUUACGACGUCUACCUGCACCCGGACCUGGAAAAAGGGACGUUCCAAGGUAAAGUGACGAUUCUGAUCGAUGUCGCCGACAAACGGAGUUACAUAGCGCUUCAUCAAAAGGAUCUGAACAUCACCGCGGCCGCGUUGAACACGUACGACCGCGAGGAGAACUUUGAGUUCGACCUGCUCGAACUUAUACAAAUACCGAAGUAUGAAAUGUUCGUGGUGCCGACCAAAAACGAGCUUCACGCCGGUUUGUACAAUCUCAGCCUCGAGUUCAACGGGGCGCUGCAACCGGACAAGAUCGUCGGCUUUUAUUCGAGUAAAUAUAAGGAUGAACAGAAUAAAACCAAAGUUAUCGCGACGUCAAAAUUCGAGCCGACGUACGCCAGAAGAGGAUUUCCCUGUUUCGACGAGCCGGCGUUUAAAGCCGAAUACACGGUGAAGCUAGUGCACCCGAACAGUGAUUCCUACAACGCUUUGUCUAACAUGAACGUCGAGCAUAUAGAAAUGAAUAAGCCAUCACAAGGAUUGACGACGGUGACAUUCGCGAAGAGCGUCCCGAUGUCGUCGUAUUUAGCCUGCUUCAUAGUCAGCGACUUUAUCGCUUUGACAAAAACCGCCAACGGUCUCAAUGGUCGUAAAUUUCCUGUUUCCGUAUACGCGACGAGAUCCCAACACCAGAAGGGCAUGUUCGCACUUGAAAUGGGCGUGAAGAUCCUCGAGUAUUACAUAAACCUCUUCAGAAUCGAUUAUCCUUUACCAAAGCUCGACAUGGCAGCGAUACCAGAUUUUGUAUCGGGCGCGAUGGAAAAUUGGGGCCUUAUUACGUACAGAGAGGCGAGGUUGUUGUACGACAAGAAAACCAGCUCGACUACGCAAGCUUACGAUGUUCUGACUGUCGUCAGCCACGAGUUUGCCCACAUGUGGUUCGGAAACUUAGUCACUUUGGCCUGGUGGAACGAUUUAUGGCUGAACGAAGGGUUCGCCUCUUUUAUGCAGUACAAGAGCGCCGACGGAGUGCUACCUGACUGGGGCCUGAUGGAUCUAUUUUUAAUUGAACAAAUGCACUCCGUUUUCGUGACCGACGCCAAACUUAGCUCCCAUCCAAUCGUCCAGACCGUCAGUAAUCCUGACGAGAUAACUGCGAUAUUCGAUGAGAUAUCGUAUAAAAAGGGUUCGUCGGUUAUCCGAAUGAUGGAGAAUUUCAUCGGUCCUGAGCCCUUCUACGGUGCUAUCACUACUUACUUGAAGAAAUUCAUGUACCACAACGCGGAAACGUCCGAUCUAUUCAGAAUAUUGCAGGACGCUUCGCCAGAAUUGAACGUGACAAGUAUUAUGGACACGUGGACCAGGCAAAAAGGAUUCCCCGUGGUGAACGUGAAGAAGACUGACAACAAAUAUAUUUUAACGCAGAAACGAUUCCUGGCGGAUCCCGACGCCAAUUUCGAUCCCUCCGAAUCCGAAUACGGGUACAAAUGGAUCAUUCCCAUUACUUACAUCACAAACAAAAUGUCCAAGCCUACGCUGGUAUGGUUCGACAAUAAUGCCAAAGAGUUGGUGAUCGAAUUGAAGGAAUCUGUUGACUGGAUUAAAUUCAACGCGGACGAGGUGGGGUACUAUCGUGUUAAUUACGAGCCAGCCGAAUGGAAGACUCUUGAUAAUCUUCUCCGAAAUCAGCAUAAGACACUGUCCGUAGCGAAUAGACUGCAUCUUCUGGAAGAUGCAUUCAGUUUAGCAAGUGCUGGAGAGCUGGAUUAUGGCAUAGCGAUGAACAUGACAGUGUACCUUCCUCUUGAGAAGCAUGCUUUGCCAUGGAGCGUAGCUUCUUCCAAAUUGACUGACAUCGACACUCUGCUAUCCUCCACUAAUUUCUCGUCAAAAUUUAAAACAUAUGUGAAACACUUGGUAGACUGUGUGUACCACGAAGUAGGAUGGACUGUGAGUGAUAGCGACGACCGCGUUUUCCUGAAACUUCGUACAACGAUUCUGAGCCUGGCCUGCAGCAUGGAGCACGAGGAAUGCUUGGCAGAGGCAGGGAGAAUAUUUAAAAGCUGGAUCCGAGAUCCUAAUGACAUUCGGCCGCACCCUGACAUUCGCAGUUUUGUUUAUUAUUACGGGAUGCAUCAUAUCGGUGACGAGGCCAUGUGGAACGUGGUAUUCGACAAAUUCAUAGCCGAGACUGACGCGACAGAAAAAUUAAAAUUGAUGAAAGGCUUGGCUGGCAUACGAUCCAGUUGGAUUCUGAACAAAUUCAUCACGACGGCCUCGGACGACAACUACGUCCGCGCCCAGGAUUUCUUCAGCUGUUUAACCGCGAUCUCGUCUAACCCCGUGGGUACGCCAUUGGUAUGGGACUGGGUGCGUUCCAACUGGGAGUUCCUCGUCAACAGGUACACACUGAACGAUCGUUACCUGGGCUCGUUGAUCCCGUCUAUCACCAAGACUUUCGCUACCGAGACAAAAUUGAACGAGAUGAAGGCGUUCUUCGCCAAGUACCCCGAGGCUGGCGCCGGUGCCAUGAACCGCGCCAAGGCGUUGGAGACCGUGGAAAACAAUAUAAAAUGGUUGGCCAGGAACAGUGACAAAUUGGAGAACUGGUUGGACGCCAACACGCGUCGCAAUGUGUAAAAAGUUAUUUCAGAAGAACAAAUGUAUGCGCGAAACGUUGGUGAUGCGAACUCGUAAAACCCGAGACUUCAUUACAAGAAUACAUAUUCAUAUACACUAGAUUUUUUACUCGUUACAUGUACAUGAGACUUGUCAAUUUUUUUAUAAAUAAAAUUGAACUCCGAAGCAGA